Chrysemys picta bellii (western painted turtle) is the source of this 750-nucleotide messenger RNA. Lineage: Eukaryota; Metazoa; Chordata; Testudines; Emydidae. The record is from RefSeq and is a predicted model, not a curated record.
AUGUGGCGGGACACGCCAGCUGCAGAGAGAGAGUGGGAUGGUCUCUCUCUCUCUCUGCCCCUCCCAGAUCCCGGCACGGGGUCCAAGUCCCAGAAAUCGGGGCCGGAGACGCCGCCCGAGAAGGCGCACGGGACGCUGGACGGGGCAGACGCCGGCAAGGAAAGCGGUGCAGGCGCUGGGAACGCGACAGGCCCGGCGGGGGGUGCGAACGGGCCCCUGUCCCAAUCCAACGUGCCCGUGGUGGCUGGGGCGGCGGGGGGCGCCGCCUUCGUGGCCCUGGUGGCGGCGGGCGUGACGGGGGCCGUGUGCUGGCGCCGGCGGCGGGCCAAGCAGAGCGACACUCACCUCCCGCCCCUCUCGCUCAGCAGCCUGACUAGCCCCAAGCGGGGCGGGGCCGGCGGGGGGGGGAACAACAACGGGUCGGAGCCCAGCGACAUCAUCAUCCCGCUACGGACAUCGGACGGGACUUUCUGCCCCCACUACGAGAAAGUGAGCGGGGAUUAUGGGCACCCUGUCUACAUUGUUCAGGAGAUGCCCCCCCAAAGCCCCGCCAACAUCUACUACAAAGUGUGAGGGGGAAGGGGGGGCCGGGCCCACCCCGGCGCUGGCUAUGGACUAUUGCCUCUCCCCCCCGAAUACGGACGCCCCCCCCCGGUGCUGACGGGGUUCACAAGGAGCCAGGACGGCGCCCCCCCAAUGCGGACGGCCCCCCCCAGUGCUGACGGAGACGGAUGCCCCCCACUCCCGAUU